ACUUCCGGGAUCAACAAUGAUGGAGGGUCCACUAAAUUUGGCACACCUACAAGGGCGCAAAGCUGAGCAGUAUUUGGCAGCAGGAAAAUUUGAUGAUGCUAUCGCUUGUCACCAGAGGGCUGCAGAGUAUCUUGAUGAAGCCCUGUCAACGACUACCAAAAAUAAUGCCUUGGAGUCAAUAAGGCUGCAGCGAGAGAGUCACAUCAAAGAACAGGAUGUGAUCAAGAUGAAAAAGCAGAAGGCAGCAAUGGUAGAAAAGGCUCGUAUAAAGGAGCAGCAGAAAUUAGCCAAAGGUAGAAGCCAGACACAGGAUGGCGGGGAUGAAACUGAUGACAAGGUUUGUGAUGAAGAGCAGUAUAUGACCAUGAUUUAUACUACAAUGGCUGAGACAGACUCCCUUCUUCAGUUCAUGGGGAGUAGACCACAUCGCUCUGCCUCUGCAUAUCAGAAAAUGAUCAAGAAACUCUCCAGCAAUGAGGAUUCCUCUCGCACUGGCAGUAAAGUGCCAAAAGAUGAUAAACAAGUCAUUGAAGAGUUAAGGAUACACAACGUCGAACUGCGUAAGCAUUUGGAGAGAACCUUGAACGAGCUUGACUCUUCAAGACAAGAGUGUCGGUUGUUAAAGGACAGGUUAAAAAGCAUUGAGGACAAGCCAUUAUCGGAUUCUUCAGAAGGUUCUGAAACAUUCUGUGCUGUUCGUUCCACCGACAUGUUGGAAGAUUUGCCUAGUCUAGAGCUGCCCCCACUUGAAAUGCCAAAAUUUGACUUUCAAGCAUUUAAAGAUUUUGAAGAUGAACAUGAUGAAUAAACAUUCUGGAUCAGUGCAUGGGUGGAAGCAGUGUACUUGUAAAACCAAAUGAAAAAAAACAUAAUGCAUAGUGCAUAAUACAAAAAGGAUGCAUGGGGGAAACCUUAGGAUCAAAAAAGAUUAUGCAUUUUAUCAAGUGUAUAGAAUAUCUACUAGUUGAGUAUAAACUGUCAUUUUACCCCUGGGAAAUGAUUCCCUAUGAAUAUGACACUUGUAUUCACAAUCUGCGGACUAUUGAGGACAAUGUCACAACCUGAGGACAGUGAAGAAAACGUUACUAUCCAUUCUUAGAAGCUAAUCAAAUAAGCAAUAUUGGUAAUGUGUAUCUUAUUCCAGGGAUCCUUAUGUUAUGUCAGGUUGUCAGAUGCUGAAGUAAUGGAAUGCAUUUGGUAUCAAGAUUGCCAAGACAAGUUACAAUUCCUCUGAAUGUCUAAGUGGGUUUUCUAUCGCAAAGUAUAUUGUACAUCCAUUUAAUCUUAUUCAUAUAUCGGUGAGCUAGCUUGAUAUUCUGUUCCCAUUCGCCAGUUUUCUCGCAGAGGAAUUUGGAACUUCCGAUCAGGUAUUGACGAAUCAGGAGACAUCUAUCAUGCCUGUUCAGCUCAGACAGCAUAGACAAUGGAACUUAGAUGGCUGGCUUCUGAUAGGCAAGUCCCUGAGACCAAGUCCCACAUUCUUUGCUUGAGGGGAGUGGUGAAUCAAAUUCCUUAAUUGUGAUUUGCUGCAUGGUUUUUAAAUGCAUGUUGAUUGUUGACCUUGGUGGGAGAGUAUUCAUUUUAUGCUUCAUAUAGUACAACCUUUGUGAAAGGGCAACUCCACCCUGUAUGUUUCUAUCCAAUUCCUUUCUCAUAUCAAUUAUAAUUGUUGAAAAAUUCCUCUCAAUGGUGCUGUAUCCACAUGAUAAGCUAGUCUGAUGAGAGUUGGCAUUUUUCAGAUGAAAACAACUUGUUAUUCCCUGGAAGUGUAGGAUGUACCGUUGCUUUUCAGAAUCAGUUGUCUUGCCGUCUUGAGCACCGACAUCACACUUUAGUUCUUCAGAAAAACAAUAUCCAGGUAAAAUUCUGGUUACUGCUGGGUGUAUUGAAGUUGUGGUUUAUUUUAUGGGCAAAACCAUUAAUCAGGGAUUAUGAAUAUUGUUAUAUUUCUUUCAAUCAAUAGAAGAAAUAAAGAUAUAAUUUUUGC
Molecule: messenger RNA, 1987 nt
Organism: Lineus longissimus
Lineage: Eukaryota; Metazoa; Nemertea; Pilidiophora; Heteronemertea; Lineidae
Product: nuclear receptor-binding factor 2-like
Exons: 3
Coding region: 17-808 (263 amino acids)
Biological process (GO): autophagy
Source: RefSeq, a predicted model, not a curated record